This is a messenger RNA of Guyanagaster necrorhizus, 1150 nucleotides long. RefSeq names its product ubiquinol-cytochrome c r. Gene Ontology annotation, molecular function: quinol-cytochrome-c reductase activity; 2 iron, 2 sulfur cluster binding. The record is from RefSeq and is a predicted model, not a curated record. The transcript is spliced from 5 exons. Lineage: Eukaryota; Fungi; Basidiomycota; Agaricomycetes; Agaricales; Physalacriaceae. Gene Ontology annotation, cellular component: membrane. Bases 1 to 828 code for a protein of 275 amino acids.
AUGGCUUCCUUCGCUGUGAAAAAAGUCCUCAACGUCGCGCCCACUGUGCGCGCCCGCCCUUCUGGCGUCCCUUUGGCGCCUUUGGUCAACCUUACUACCAGGGCUCCCGCUGAUGGACAUGGGCAUGGUGAAACCGCCCGUUCUGACACUCCUCAGAAAUGGGCUGGCGGUAUUUCAAGGUCUUCGUCUGGUCUCAUCUCUAAGACUUUUUUCAACAUUCCACCCACUACCACUUUCCGACCGCGCCUCCUUCAUACCUCUGCCAUCGUCAAAGAUGCACCUGAAGUCCCUGAUUUCUCUCAGUACCGUGCACCCAAUACGGACAUGAACCGCGCCUUUUCUUAUUUCAUGGUCGGGUCCCUCGGUGUUCUCUCCGCAUCUGUUGCAAAGUCCAGUGUCUCCGAGUUCCUCGUCACAAUGUCUGCCUCCGCCGAUGUUCUUGCGCUCGCCAAAGUUGAGGUAGAGCUUGGCAACAUACCCGAGGGCAAGAACGUGAUCAUCAAGUGGCGUGGCAAGCCCGUAUUCAUCAGGCAUCGAACACAGGCAGAAAUUGAGGAGGCCAGAAGGGAAGACUGGAAGAGCUUUAGGGACCCCGAGAGCGACGAGAGCCGUGCGAAAAAGCCUGAAUGGCUGGUCAUGCUGGGCGUUUGCACUCAUCUAGGUUGUGUACCUAUCGGUGAAGCGGGUGAUUACGGAGGAUGGUUCUGCCCUUGCCAUGGUUCCCAUUAUGAUAUCUCUGGCCGUGCCCGUAAAGGCCCUGCCCCUCUCAACCUGGAAAUUCCCGCCUACGAAUUUAAUGAAGCGGAAGGCAAACUUGUUAUCGGAUAGAUGUGUUCAAUAGAUCAAAAGGCUGUAUUUAUUGCCUCCCGAACAUCUAUAUCCAAACGCUUAGCGUGAAUCUCUUGACAGAAGAUGAAAAAAUGUAAGGUUAAGUACCAUAACAAGAUCCUAUUGUUUUUUUUUGAGCGCUGAUACUUUGACUCUCCUCGAUCCUUCCUCGGUGGCCAGGCGAGGUCAAGAUUGCUCACAACGGGCCUUAUCGUGAUUACUUAGCGCUUAGGAAAAGAAUAAUAGAAGAUCAUUUUGCGUUAUCAUAGUGUCAUUCUUGAUGAAUCCAUGCCCAUCCAUCAGGAUAUACAAUACUGCCAAU